Molecule: messenger RNA, 624 nt
Organism: Fulmarus glacialis (Northern fulmar)
Lineage: Eukaryota; Metazoa; Chordata; Aves; Procellariiformes; Procellariidae
Product: sperm-specific protein Don juan-like
Exons: 1
Source: RefSeq, a predicted model, not a curated record
CGAGCGAGAAAGGAAAAGGAGGAAAACCUUGCAAGGAGGGAAAACCUUGAAGGAGGAAAACCUUGCGACGAAGGAAAACCUUGCGAGGAGGAAAAACCUUGCGAGGAGGAAAAACCUUGCGAGGAAGGAAAACCCUGCAAGGAUGAAAAACCUUGCAAGGAGGAAAAACCUUGCGAGGAGGAAAAACCUUGCGAGGAAGGAAAACCCUGCAAGGAUGAAAAACCUUGCAAGGAGGAAAAACCUUGCGAGGAGGAAAAACCUUGCGAGGAAGGAAAACCCUGCAAGGAUGAAAAACCUUGCAAGGAGGAAAAACCUUGCGAGGAGGAAAAACCUUGCGAGGAAGGAAAACCCUGCAAGGAUGAAAAACCUUGCAAGGAGGAAAAACCUUGCGAGGAGGAAAAACCUUGCGAGGAAGGAAAACCCUGCAAGGAUGAAAAACCUUGCAAGGAGGAAAAACCUUGCGAGGAGGAAAAACCUUGCGAGGAAGGAAAACCCUGCAAGGAUGAAAAACCUUGCAAGGAGGAAAAACCUUGCGAGGAGGAAAAACCUUGCGAGGAAGGAAAACCCUGCAAGGAUGAAAAACCUUGCAAGGAGGAAAAACCUUGCGAGGAGGAAAAACCUUCU